Molecule: messenger RNA, 859 nt
Organism: Aplysia californica (California sea hare)
Lineage: Eukaryota; Metazoa; Mollusca; Gastropoda; Aplysiida; Aplysiidae
Product: autophagy-related protein 2 homolog A
Biological process (GO): reticulophagy; autophagy of mitochondrion; piecemeal microautophagy of the nucleus
Cellular component (GO): extrinsic component of membrane; phagophore assembly site
Molecular function (GO): phosphatidylinositol-3-phosphate binding
Source: RefSeq, a predicted model, not a curated record
AGUAUUGGAACGACGAACGACAGAGAAAUGGCGUUGUUAUUGUUUUGCUGACAGUCUAAAGACGACCAUGCAGUCAAUUAAAAAAGCCUUUAAAGCCAUUGGAAAUGGGUUUUUCAACAACCUGGUUGAAAGAUCUAUUAAGGUUUAUAUUCAGAAACAUUUGGGAGAAUUUCUCCUUCACAAAUUAUCUACAGACCAAGUGGACGUUGGUCUCGAUGGAGGAUCCUUCGCAAGCCUCUAUCUGGACCCUGAGACUAUCAAUAGCCGCUUGGAGUCUAUAAAUGCUCCAUUCACUCUAGUGGAAGGCUAUGUGGACAUCGUCCACCUGAUGAUACCAUGGCAGCAGCUCCCCUCCAAGUCCAUCAUUGUGGAGAUUGAUGGCCUAAUUCUGACAGUACGACUUACAGAAGAGGAGCAAGAUGAUGGUAUGGAUGUAAAGUCAAUGCUGGACAGCAUGAGUGCCUCAAUGGUGGAGGAAAUGUUGAAGUCUAAAGAGGCAAAUGGCGAUAUUGAGCAGAUUGCUGAUGGAGGGAAAGGAGCCACACCUUAUGAAACCGUGGAGUUUAUGUCUGAUUUCAUCACAUCAAUCAUGACUCGGAUACAGGUGAAGCUUGAGAAUGUCAACAUUAUGGUAGAGAAGUCACCUGGGAUUCAAGUAGACUUGACCAUUGACAGGCUCCAUGUUUAUGAUGAACAGUCGGUCUCUGCCCAGUGGAAGAGAGACAAUGGUGUUCCGGAGGCUGAAGGUUUCUCCACAAAGAUUGUGGAGGUUUCCAAUGUGGCUGUAUAUGUGGUAGAAAUGCCAUCCCAAAAGCCAGACCCACCACAGACCAUGGACCAGGAUCAGUACUCUGCUGCU